UAUACAUGGUUUGUACAAAUUUUCUUUAUAGUUGACAUGUGUAUUGUUAUCAAAUAUCAGUUGGUGCCCUUUGGACAUGUAUAACGGUGCAAUGGAAAUUUCCGUUUUCAAGAUAACGAAACAAGCUGCUUUUUCUUUUAUUAAAUUUAAAAUCAAGACACUAUUUUGUAUAACAAUUUUAGGUUUUUUUGUGUUUUGCCCUGAUUUUAUCAAUACACAAACAAGUUUAGGCGGCGUUCAAGAAAUUCAGCACUCAUUUCAAUUUAAUGACACGUUACGAAAAUGUGAGGCUGGAAAUACAACUAGAGGUUGUCAAUAUAACUCUACAAUGCACGAUUUGGAGAAGAUAUUUUUACCAGCUAAGGGAAACAAAUUUUUUCAACUUUCCAAUCUUUUAAUGAACAAAUUGAUUAAUAAAAAAAAUAGGAUAAAGAAAGAAAGAUUUAAUGCUCACGACAACAAUGUAAAUCAAAACAAUUUUUCUGAAGCCUCUUUCAAUUUUAAGCAGAAGAUUUCUGAAUCGAUGCCGGUAGUUAAUGUUACCUUAGGGUACGAAUCGAACCGUCGGUACAAACGAGAUCAAAACAUUGCAGUAUCGGACGAUUCAGUGCAAAGUUUUUAUGCAAAACUUUCAAAGCAUCCUCUGAAAAGGCGUUCUAAGCGUGUCGAAUCCAAUAGUACAUGGAAUAGGAAUGUCAAAGGUUCGAAGAAAAGUAGGUAUGUUGUAACGCAGGUGAAUCGAGGUGGGCAUGAUGAAAAGGUCAUAAGACAGGUUAUAAAAAAAAAUGUACUUUAUUUUGAAAAAUUCACAAAUGGUUUAAAAAGAAAAAUAAAAAAUUUAGUAGAACGUGAAAAAGAAGGCUGGGGAGUAGAAGACAAUAUAUUAGAUGAUAAUGAUACUAUGCCUAAGACGAUGGUGCACAAAAUGAAUCAAAAAAAUACUGAAAUAAAUGAAAAAAGCUUCCCAAAAAUAAAUGCACUCACGACAGGACGUAGUCUAUCUAACAUUAAUGAGAACGAUGCAUAUCUUAACGAGGAAAGAAAAAUGAAUCAUGAUAUUAUACAUAAUGAAGCACGGCAUGCCAUAUAUAGGAACACUGAUAUAGAUGAUAGUGAUAAUCAGAGUGUUGUUAGUCAAGCUAUAAAAGAAUCUUCUCAAGCAGGUGUUGUACAACAAGUUAAUGUCGGUGGAAUGGUAGAAGAGAACAAAGAUUUGAGAAAAAGGAGAGCAUUUGACAACGGAACAAAUGAAGGAUUAGAGUUUUUAGAUGAACUUCAGAUUUUAGAAAGGAAAAACAGUCAAUUUGAGAACCCAAGAAAAAUGUAUCGUACAGUAUAUGAUACAAAGUUUACAAAUGAGAAAGAAAGUGAACUCAAGAGCUCAGAUCAUAUUAAUGAAACAAAAGAAAUAGUUGGAUCAGUGAACGUGUUUCUAAUAAACAAUGUGUCUUUAAAUUUUCUUCUUUCUGUAAUAAAUCUUCAAAAACCAAAAGAAAAAUUGUCAUCUAACAAUUCAUAUUUACUACAAACGACCAAUCUAGGCCGAAAAAAAAGAUCAAGUUCAAAAUCGGAUGUUUUGGGUUUUGAGGAGAAAUAUCAGAAAGGAACAUGCAAUUUCAUAAAUCAAGUAAUAGAACGUCUAGAUUUGAUUGCACAAGAAUCCAAAAAUGAUUAUUCUUUGCCAAGAAAAAUGAAAUCUGAGAAUAAAUUGAAGGAAUUACAAGACGGUAUUAUUGAGUAUUCAAAUGUAGAAGCGGAUUUAGAAGAAACAAAAGAUAUUAACGAAGUGCCUUAUUCAUCAGACAACGCAACGGAGAGAGAAAUAAACUUACGGUAUAUUCUUGAGAAAAAAACUAUUUUUAAUUAUAGACAUGAACUAGCGUUUGUAGCGUCACCGAACAAUACCGUGGAGAAAACUUUUAAUAAAAUGAGCAAUUUAAAAAAAACCCACAAGACGAAAUCGAAAAAAAGAUUGGUGUGUAGAUACGUUGAGAAUAUAGAAGACAUAUUUAGCAUAAUAGAAGAUGAUGAUGAAAGAUUACAAUUUGAGAAUGUUUUUUUGGAAAAAAAUCAUAAUAGUUUUAAUACCGACAAAGGAAGUUCAGGAAUACCUCCAAUGUACUACGUUUGUUUAGAUGAUAUUCAUACAGAAAGCGUUAUUAGAAAUGUAAAGAUAAGUAGAAUGACACGUGCAAGGUUACUUAAAUUAAGGCUUCCGUCGCAACUAUUUCCAGGAGCUCCUUUAAAUAUAAAUGUGGAUGUCAAUAAAACGUCAUUGUCAAUUUGUCCAAAGUCAAACGGUUGUUCAAAAGUUGUUGUAUUGGAUUUUAUUAGUGACAACGUAAAGGUUAAUAAAAAAAUUUUGACAGUCUCCCCGCAAUGGGAAACAAUUACCGAAGUUUCCCAAAACUUAAAUUGCGACUUGCCAAAAGAUACCAAUGAAACGUUUUCGACAAUGUUACCAGAAUUAAAUGUUUCAACGGAACCUGCUAAUGUUACCGCUGAUACUAACGAGACGUCUUCGACAAUGUUACCAGAAUUAAAUGUUUCAACGGAACCUGCUAACGUUACCGCUGAUACUAACGAGACGUCUUCGACAAUGCUACCAGAAUUGAAUGUUUCAACAGAACCUGCUAACGUUACUUUUGAUACUAAUGAAACGUCUUCGACAAUGUUACCAGAAUUGAAUGUUUCAACUGAACCUGCUAACGUUACCGCUGAUACUAACGAAACGUCUUCGACAAUGUUACCAGAAUUGAAUGUUUCAACGGAACCCGCUAAU
Hylaeus volcanicus is the source of this 2782-nucleotide messenger RNA. RefSeq lists its product as uncharacterized. The record is from RefSeq and is a predicted model, not a curated record. The transcript has 3 exons. The annotation marks the transcript as partial. Lineage: Eukaryota; Metazoa; Arthropoda; Insecta; Hymenoptera; Colletidae.